Messenger RNA from Penicillium macrosclerotiorum, 345 nucleotides. RefSeq lists its product as uncharacterized. The coding region runs from base 1 to 345 and encodes 114 amino acids. The record is from RefSeq and is a predicted model, not a curated record. The transcript has a single exon. NCBI's taxonomy places the organism in Eukaryota, Fungi, Ascomycota, Eurotiomycetes, Eurotiales, Aspergillaceae.
AUGCACCCUUUAUCUAUUGUGAUGGCCAUCUGUAUGGUUGUGCCUGCUCUCGCCACUCCUGUUCCCAGCGAAGACUACGACAUCGAUGUCCUUGACAUUGGUGCCAAUGUUCCCCGUGUCAAGCGUGGAGAUUCCCUUGAGGAACUCGGUGUUGGAAGUGGUAGCAUAAGCGCUGCUGACCUGGGGGUCAGUUACAAGCGUGAAGCAGCACCAGAGAAGGACGAUCUUAUCGAUGGGGGUUCCAUCGGCCUUCCUAGUCUACUCACGGUUGGCGCCAAGCGCGAUGCAGCCCCUGAUUCGGAUUCGGAUGUUGGUGCACUUGGUCUUCUUCUAAGCACUGACUAG